AUGACUUUCUUCUGCGACCGCUUCAGCGGGCGCAGGUAUUCCUGUUCGCGCAAUUGCGCCUGCAGGAGGUGGCGGGUAUCGUGGCUCGUUGCUACGAGCCCGUCGGUAGGUGUGCUGCAAUGGCAGCGUCUGGCCGGUGGUGACGUCGGUGGCUUCAUCUCGCGCACCGACGUCCUGGGUGCUGCACGCUUCGGGAUAAAGAACCAGGUUAAUAGAAGUAGUGAAGUCAUUAGAAAUGGGAAGGUUUCCUCAAGUUCGGACAGUUUACUUCCAAUUCGCUUAGCUGGCAACAUUCUUCUCUUCACGGCUCAUGGCAUCAACAUAAUAGUUAUGCAUUUGGCAUUACAGGAUUUGAAGGACAAAAACCUUAUUAUAUUCAAAUCGUUACAAUGGAAGUACAUUACUAUAUGGAAUUUGACCUUUCAAAAUAUCUACCUCUUAGGCUGUAUAGCGUGCGAUCUAUCCACCAUGUUUAAGAUCUUCGACUCGAAUCCCUUUUUGAAACAAAUGAAGCGGUACAGAACAACGUAUUUUGCGGCAGUCCUGUGGCCUACAAGUCUUGUGGUCUCCGUGUUGUUCUGGCCUAUUUUCUUUUACAAUAGAGAACUUGUAUUCCCUUCCUAUAUUGACAAAGUACUGUCUUUGGGGUCGAAUCAUAUGAUACACUCCUUCAUAAUUGUCGUGAAUGCGUGGGAGCUGGUGCUUUUGCCAAGAAAAAGGCCGGCUACACAUAAGACAAAUUUCCUAAUCAUGGCUGUCAUUUAUGUGGCUUAUUUCACUUUGAUGAUAACGAACUACCACCGCACAGGAAUUUGGCCCUACCCACUCGCUUAUGACUUAUACGGAACCAUUUAUUUCCCCCUACUUAUGCUGGGAAUACUGAUUCUACAGAUUUUUUCGUAUUUCAUACAAUGGCCUCUUGUGGAUCUCUGUCAUGGAUCUAGGAAGAAAGUUGAUUGA
This is a messenger RNA of Leptosia nina, 960 nucleotides long. NCBI's taxonomy places the organism in Eukaryota, Metazoa, Arthropoda, Insecta, Lepidoptera, Pieridae. The record is from the annotation of a GenBank genome assembly.